UGUGUGUCAUUUUCUCCAAACCCCUCCUUCCCUCCAUCAUUGAAAAGCCCAGUCUAAUCCAAGAGAACUCAGACACUGAGGAGAGAGACACACCUUGACCUUCCUGGGAAGCAAGUUACAGAGGAAAUAACUAAAAAAACAAAUCGAAAGAAGUAUGGGAUACGCCGGCGUUCAGAUCGUGGCCGUGGCGCUCACGGUGAUCGGACUCGUGGGCUCCAUAGUGUGCUGCGCUCUGCCCAAGUGGAGAGAGAGCUCCUUCACGGGCAGCAACAUCGUGACUGCGCAGGUGCAGCAGGAGGGGCUGUGGAUGAGCUGCGUGGUGCAGAGCACCGGCCAGAUGCAGUGCAAGAGGUACGAUUCCAUGCUGGUGCUGGACACCGACCUGCAGGCGGCCCGGGCCAUGGUGGUGAUCAGCUGCAUGCUGUCGGUCUUGGGGAUGCUGGUCGCUUUCGCCGGCUCCGAUUUCACCACCUGCGUGCAGAACGAGUCUGCCAAGGGGAAGAUAAUCCUGACAGCCGGCAUCGUGAUCAUCGUGUCCGGCUUGUUGAUGCUCAUCCCGGUCAGCUGGUCCGCCAACACGGCCAUCCGCGCCUUCUACAACCCGCUGGUGCCUCAGAAGAUGGAGCUGGGGGCGAGCAUCUUCAUCGGCUGGGGCGCGGCGCUGCUCCUCAUCGUCGGCGGCGGGCUGCUGUGCUGCUUCCGCUCCAAAGGAGGCGAUGGAAAUUACGCGGCUCAGUAUUACUCCAAGAAUCAGCCGGCCUCCGCGCCCAGCAAGAAUUACGUGUAAUAUUGAAAGAACCGAUUACUUCCUGUGCGCGUUUAAAUUCACUUACCCAAUACAUUAAAAUGAGGUUUUUUUUUAAAAUGGUAAUAUUAACAUGUCAAUAAAGUAACGGGUGAAUUCAGGGUGUUUAUGUAAUGACGUUCUGGAAUAUGAUAUUCUUUUCUGUAAUGCAUUUUUAGUCCGUUACCUGCAGUGCCGUCUAGUGGCGCUGUGCGGUAUUACACACUACAGUUAACACUCUUAAAAUGGCAUUCGUAGUAACUAUUAUUCCAGGAUCUCAAUAUAUCUAACAGAAUGAUGUUGUUAUUAUUAUUUUUUUUUUUUUUGUAAUUUUAUUAUUACUGUAACGGUCCUGUAUAAACAUUUCUUUUUUUUUGUUUUUAUAUAAGUUUUAUUCUUGGUUACGUAUUCAUGGUGUAUUUACUAGUAAACUUCAGUAUAUUCUUUUGUGUUUUUAAAUAAAACAAAAAUGAAAAAUA
Molecule: messenger RNA, 1263 nt
Organism: Acipenser ruthenus (sterlet)
Lineage: Eukaryota; Metazoa; Chordata; Actinopteri; Acipenseriformes; Acipenseridae
Gene: cldni
Product: claudin i
Exons: 2
Coding region: 155-787 (210 amino acids)
Biological process (GO): cell adhesion; bicellular tight junction assembly
Cellular component (GO): bicellular tight junction; plasma membrane
Molecular function (GO): structural molecule activity
Source: RefSeq, a predicted model, not a curated record